Messenger RNA from Hymenoscyphus albidus, 1279 nucleotides. The record is from the annotation of a GenBank genome assembly. NCBI's taxonomy places the organism in Eukaryota, Fungi, Ascomycota, Leotiomycetes, Helotiales, Helotiaceae.
AUGGUGGCUUCCACGGAAGAUCUCCUCGUCGAGGACGAGUGGCUAUCACCAGAGGAGGAGCCGCUUGCUACCAACACGUAAGUGAACAUCUUUGUUUACAAAAAUGGAGCGCAAAGAUAAAGUCGCGUCCUUUCAGCUCGCGAGAGGGUCGAAAACUUCUUGCGACGUGAAGCUGACUACUUCAAUAGACCUUACCUAUCACCUCUGGUCACCCUUGCUGUAGGUCCUGAGUCCGAAACCACCCAACCAGCCAUCUUUCAAGUCCACGAAGAGCGAAUCAUCCACAUCCCUUUCUUUCACGCUGCGCUAAAACCUGAUGCUUUCCUCGAAGGCCAAGAGCGAAAGAUCCACUUCGGAGAGGAGAGUCCUGAUAUCGUGUCACGAUUUGUAGAGUUUGUCUACGAAGGUGAUUUCUUUCCACGUACUGAAUGCUACAUGAGCAAAGACGACAAAAAGAAGGUGAUCUACAUGGAACCACGUCUGGUUAUCCGGGUAAGCCCAAAAACAGAUGGUGUCCAAGUCUACAAUACUAGCCUCCAUGAAGCAGGAGUCAUGUGCGGUGUCUACGUCUCUACAAAUGAGACCUUUAGGCUCUUUGAAAUGGUGGUAAAGGUUCUAUGUUUCGCUGAGCGCUACGGCAUCGAGGCCUUGGUUGCUGAAUGUCUGGAGAAGUUGAGUUUUCUCCCAAUUGGUACCAAAGAGGUGAGCAACCCCUUCUAAAAGAUUGCGCUGUGCAGAUUUCUGCUCUAGUCGUCCUGAGUGGUCGUAGCUAAUGUCUUAAUUGGUCUAGGUCACUGUUCUCGCAAAGCAUGUACUUGGGAGCAUCUCAGAAACCCGAAAAGAUGUCUACGCAUUCCUCGAAGAGAAAUUUGAGCUCCACCGACUGCGACUUCCGGCCUGUAAAUCCUUUCAAACUCUUCAGAAUACCGGCGAGAAUCUUGUUCUUCAAGGACUCAUACGAUUGAUGAGCAUCAACCCGCUAAGGCUUGACUAUUCUAACCCAAAGCUUGUUGUUUGUGUCACUGAAGUCACGGUUGCAAGUUCUACUGAAAAAUACGGCUAUGAAAGACCCAACGUUGAUCCCAGAGACGGUCUCACUGCAGGUUUUGGUGCUGCUGCAGUUGGCGAGGUCCUUCUCGUGAAGAGCACGACCAAGAAUGAGUUCUUUUGUGGCUUGCAUCCGCACAUUGAGCACACACCAAAGAAUAGUGAUGGCCCGCUUCACGCUUUUAGCUAUCCUGUCUCUUCUUUUAGAUCAUUAACUUGGCCAAAGCAAUAA